GAGAGAUGAUAAUAAAUAAAAUAGUACAUCAUCAGUGCUGCAGCAAAGAGAAAGUAAAGAGGGGACUGUGGUCUCCGGAAGAGGAUGAGAAGCUUGUCAGCCAUAUCACUGCCCAUGGCCACGGCUGCUGGAGCUCUGUUCCUAAACUAGCAGGGUUGGAAAGGUGCGGGAAGAGCUGCAGAUUGAGGUGGAUAAACUAUCUACGGCCAGACGUGAAGAGGGGUUGUUUUACAGAGGAAGAGGAGAUGACAAUCAUUGACGUACACAGGAUAUUAGGCAACAGGUGGUCUCAAAUAGCUAAGCACUUGCCUGGCAGGACUGACAAUGAAGUUAAGAAUUUCUGGAAUUCUUGCAUCAAGAAGAAGCUCCUUUCUCAAGGCUUGGAUCCCACCACUCACAAUCUCCUCCUUUCUUCUUCUUCUUCCAACAAUAUCAUCACCACUUUCUCCGUCCAUCAACAUUCAUCAUCUUCUACUGCUCCUCCUCCCAAUAUUAUCAUUAAUAAUAAUGAUGAUCUUCUUAUAAUAAACGACCCGGCCUCAUCAUCAACCACCCUUUCCGGACUAGUACUUACUAAUAAUUCAACUCAAACUACUACUACUCCUAGUAUGAUGUUUUCUUCUCCUUCAUCCACCUGCGGAUUCACUACUAGUACUAGUCUACUUAAUCAUCAUCCCUAUAACUUCGAUAAUAUUAUUCAUAAUUUGGAUCAUUAUUCAGGCCGCUGCCUCGUUGAUCCUUUGCCAAAUGCAUUGCAGCAGCAACACCAGCAGAUUUCAUCAUGUGGACUACUUUAUUAUAACCAUCAUGAUGACGAUGAUCAACUAAGUAUAUUAUUGAACUCAUCGGGUAUUAUUCAUCAUGAUCACCAAGAACCGGAUUAUCAUCAACCGAAUACUAAUAUUCAUACUUUCCAUGGGAGUAUUACUAGUCACUUUGAUUUCGAUUUUGUGGAUUCUGCAUUCAUACUGCCUCCCCCGGUUUAUACUACUACUACUACUCAUUUAGACGAUGAUCAACGUCUUGCUUGGGAUUGUUGAAUACUGUUAAUAUAUUUAUUACCUUCACUUUCAUUCUUUUACCAAUUCUAGUGUGCGUACGUCUCCACAGCUUUAUUUCGCCCAAUAACUUUUUCUUGAUUACAUACAAAACGAAUAAAAUCUCUACUUUUUACAAUUUCUCAUUCAACUCCUCCAAUCUAAAAUCAGAUGGUUGUGAAUCAAGCUCAAUCCAACAAAUACAAUCACUCAUAUCAAAUUCCACAAUCGAGUACAGAUCAUGCACAUAACAA
Messenger RNA from Erythranthe guttata (spotted monkey flower), 1291 nucleotides. NCBI's taxonomy places the organism in Eukaryota, Viridiplantae, Streptophyta, Magnoliopsida, Lamiales, Phrymaceae. The record is from RefSeq and is a predicted model, not a curated record.